Messenger RNA from Sipha flava (yellow sugarcane aphid), 1822 nucleotides. Its product is annotated as transcriptional activator cubitus interruptus-like. Gene Ontology annotation, biological process: regulation of transcription by RNA polymerase II. The record is from RefSeq and is a predicted model, not a curated record. Gene Ontology annotation, cellular component: nucleus. Gene Ontology annotation, molecular function: DNA-binding transcription factor activity, RNA polymerase II-specific; RNA polymerase II cis-regulatory region sequence-specific DNA binding. NCBI's taxonomy places the organism in Eukaryota, Metazoa, Arthropoda, Insecta, Hemiptera, Aphididae. The coding region runs from base 306 to 1583 and encodes 425 amino acids. The transcript is spliced from 8 exons.
GGAGGUGAAAAUCACGUGUGCCGACUCGGUGAUUAAUAUACCACAGGAUUAAAAAAAGUAUCGUCCCUUCGAAUCUAUCCUGCAUGGUGACGAGGAGUCAGUCUUGCACAGGACAUGAAGACGAACGUGUACAGGCGCAUUAUAAUAUCAAUAUUGUUGUUGUUGUUAUUAUUAUUUAAACUAUCGAUCAGAGUAUAGUGUUCCUGGAAAAUAAUUGAAACAAAAAACAAUUGUUGGUUGUCGAUAAAGGAAAUAAAACAGAAAAACCAAGUAAUUUCUCUUGUUCGGUCUAAGGAGAAUAAACGAUGAAAAUCGAAAACGACGUGGAUCCUUGUGUGUGGUUUAGCGAGUGCCUGGGACCAGAACCGCAAGACUGGAUGAAGGACGUGGGAUUGGACUGGUUUGACGAGGAGCUGCUGGGACCACCAGAAUCACCCAGGGCUCAGCCCACGGUCAACAAUGAUAACGGUGCGGACCAUCAUCAUCACCGCGUUCACCAUCAUUAUCAUCAUCAUCAUCAUCACGAUCAUCAGCAAUACUAUCACGACUAUCCGUCGUACACCAUAGAGUCAUCGGCGUGGUUGAUACAACAGAAUCAGUUGCAGUCGACGGAUUCCGACGAGGACUCUUUGCCACCGCCCGUUUUACCAUCCAUGAUACCCGGCACGAGAAGUUUUUCCGACGAACUCCAUAAGAUCCGCAAACCAUAUUCUUUAGGAUUGCCCUCCACCACUGCUGGGUUAGCCUCGGAAAUUCAAGACUUAGACUCAUUCGGACACACAGUGACCGCCGACGUAGAAGAUCUCUACACGUUCAAUAUACCAUUUUUAACGAAUGAUCAAGAUGAUGAAUCGUUUCUUGUCUCAGAUAACCAGGUGGUGAUGCCAAAACGUGAUUGUGAUGCCAUUAUAUAUGACACAUUAUUAGAACCCGUUCACCAAGCCGAUCCCUGCGACGACGGGGUGCGGACGUGCGAAUGGGAAGGGUGCACGGUAAAAGUCGAUGGGCCAGGUCAGGAACCGCUCGUCAAACACAUCGAGAAACUGCACGUGAACACCGCGUCCCGAGGCGCCUGCGCGCAGUACACGUGCCAAUGGCGAGGCUGCCCCAGACGUGUGCGCCCGUUCAAUGCCCGCUACAAGCUUCUCAUACACAUGCGAGUGCAUUCGGGCGACAAGCCUAAUAAAUGCACGUUUGAUGGCUGCCCGAAAUCAUUUUCUAGACUAGAGAAUUUGAAAAUCCAUCAGCGAUCGCACACAGGUGAAAAACCAUAUUCUUGUCAAUUUUUGGGCUGUGUAAAAGCGUUCAGUAAUAGUUCAGACAGAGCGAAACAUCAAAGAACACAUUUUGAACAGAAACCGUAUGCGUGUACAGCUAGUGGAUGCAACAAACGGUACACUGAUCCAAGCUCACUCAGAAAACAUGUGAAAAACCAUAAUCCACAGCCAUCGACGCAGUGUGCUAAAAAUGUCCUACCUAAAUAUCAUAUACAAUCGAAUUUACCAAUAACAACAAACAUCCAAACAAUUUGUUAUCCUGAUGAAAAACAGUUCAAAAUCAAAUUAGAAAAGACGCAAUGGUAGUAUGUAUGUAUAUUAUAAGAAAAUAAAUGAAAUAGGAAAAUACAUGUUACAUUUAUUAAGUUUGAGAUGUGAUUUUGUAAUUACUGUUAAUUAAGGGAAAUUAAUUACGUCUCAGAAUUUGAGAUAGUAGAAAAUUUUAAAUUUUAAAAAUUGUUUUAAGAAGAUUUAGACAAAAAAUUUUAAUGUGAUUACUAUUGUCAUAAAAUCAUGAAUCUCAUUUUAUUAAUUUAUUUGCUCAU